AUGAGUGCCCAACACCGUCAACUCAGACGCGCAGCUCAUAUCACAAAAAUCGCUUCUAUCGAUUUGUGCAGUCUUGAAGAGGAGGAUUCAGAAGAUCUGGUUCUUGAAGAAGCAUCUAGUAGUCAUCACAAUAAUCAGAAUGAGAUACCAUCUAACCGUCCACCAUAUUCCACUUUGAUUCGUAAGAGAUCGGGAAAGGCAUUGAGAUUUGUUCGUCCGAAAUUAGCUGACAUUUGGCAUAGUCGGUAUCAUGAAGCUAGUUUUGAUCUUGGACGUCGUCUAGGAAUUGGAAGACGUACUCAAUCGUGUUGUGAGGAUGUUUUAGAUGAUCAGCGAACUUUCCACGUUAUUCUUCUGAGCCCAAACCGGGCCUUUUCAUAG
Molecule: messenger RNA, 381 nt
Organism: Caenorhabditis briggsae
Lineage: Eukaryota; Metazoa; Nematoda; Chromadorea; Rhabditida; Rhabditidae
Exons: 2
Coding region: 1-381 (126 amino acids)
Source: RefSeq, a predicted model, not a curated record